Myxocyprinus asiaticus (Chinese sucker) is the source of this 813-nucleotide messenger RNA. RefSeq names its product mitochondrial import inner membrane translocase subunit Tim8 A-like. The record is from RefSeq and is a predicted model, not a curated record. Bases 60 to 371 code for a protein of 103 amino acids. NCBI's taxonomy places the organism in Eukaryota, Metazoa, Chordata, Actinopteri, Cypriniformes, Catostomidae. The transcript is spliced from 2 exons.
UGCCUGAACUCUAACGCCUGUCAGAGGCGUCGCUUGAUCCUUCACAUGUUCCAGUGCGUAUGAUCUCUGAGAAAGGUCUUGACAUGGCUGAUUUUAGUUCAGGCUUUGAUAUGCCGUUGGCUAGUUCUUCAGAAAGCGCCGAUGCUUCGGAGCUUCAGCGUCUGAUUGCUGUGGAGCAGCAGAAAGCGCAGUUUCAAGCGCAGGUACACAACUUUACGGAUGCUUGCUGGGAUAAAUGUGUGGACAAACCGAGCAGCAAAUUGGACUCACGAACUGAGACGUGUCUCGUAAGCUGCGUGGAACGUUUCAUCGACACAACCCUUACCAUCACGAAUCGCUUUACACAGAUGGUCCAGAAGGGCGCGCAUUGAUGAAGGACAGUGUGUCCUCAAAGACAGUUUGCACAUAUUGUCGUUAUUUUUAUGGUGUCUGUUUACUUCCCGCAUGGUCUGUCAAAGAGUCUGUUCCUGUAAUAUCUAAAGCCUUUGCUCACACUCUCUGAAAUGUUUAUAAAAUUAUAGCUGAUCCAUUAGAACAGCAAGCAAAGAUUAUUCACAAUGUGACGAACGAAUGUUUGCUGUCCAUUAUCAUCAAUACAUGUAGUUUGCAUUUUGCUGUACCAUUUCCAUCACUGCAGUACAGUUAUACAUCUGUCAAACUAUUCCGGGUUUGAUUGACUUAAUAAGUGGAUACUUUUCAAUUAUGAAAUGGAACAAAAAUGAAAUGAGCUGGGGUUUUACCUGAAAAUAAAACGGCUUUAAGAACAGUUUUGAAUAACUUCACAAAAAAAUAAAAUAAUAAUAAUAAUAAUAA